Molecule: messenger RNA, 521 nt
Organism: Penaeus monodon (black tiger shrimp)
Lineage: Eukaryota; Metazoa; Arthropoda; Malacostraca; Decapoda; Penaeidae
Product: serine protease 41-like
Exons: 3
Coding region: 1-378 (125 amino acids)
Biological process (GO): proteolysis
Molecular function (GO): serine-type endopeptidase activity
Source: RefSeq, a predicted model, not a curated record
AUGGAGAGCUUCUCGGAGUGCUUGCGAUCUCCGCGAACUGCGAGGAGACGAAGGCAGACCGAGCACAGCGUCGUCCUGAAGGAGAUCAGCGUGCCCCUGUGGAGCAACCCCGCCUGCCAGAACGCCCUCAGGGAACAGUUCGGGCCUGCCUACUCGCUCCCUACGACAGCCCUCUGCGCCGGGGCCGAGGGACGUGACGCCUGCGAUGGCGACGGCGGCGGCCCUCUGGUGUGCGAGAAGGAGGGACACUGGUACCAAGUGGGCGUCGUCAGCUUCGGCAUCGGGUGCGGGCGGCGCAACAUCCCGGGCGUGUACACGAGGGUGCAAGCCUUCGAGGGGUGGAUCAAGGACACUAUCGGCGUGCAUCACCACCCUUGACGUGGCACUGGUCCUUAUCGCUCGACGCCGCACCGCUCAUGCCAAUACAUUCAUCGUGACGCAACCACCCUUCUUGGCUCCAGCACACGCACGGGCGGCGUCGGCAGGCGGCGCGCGCGGCUCGUGCCCGGGGAGAAACGUGU